This is a messenger RNA of Aedes albopictus (Asian tiger mosquito), 804 nucleotides long. RefSeq lists its product as uncharacterized. The transcript has 3 exons. The coding region runs from base 16 to 741 and encodes 241 amino acids. The record is from RefSeq and is a predicted model, not a curated record. NCBI's taxonomy places the organism in Eukaryota, Metazoa, Arthropoda, Insecta, Diptera, Culicidae.
UAUCUUGUUUUGUAUAUGCCGGCGAGCACGUGUAUUUGUUCUACAGUACCGACGGCGAAGGGCAGCAUUAGCUCUGCCAGCGUUAUCAUUCCUAUUAGAUUUUUGCAUUGUAAACAAAUAAGCGCGAGCGCGAUGUCAGCCACACCGGAUCGUCUCAACGUAUCAAAAACACGUCUGCAAUCGCCACGGACCCCUGCCUCCCCUUCGUCAACCGUUGGUGCAUCGCGAGUUGUUGAUUCGGUCGCAAAAGUUGUUGAUUUGCACAAAAAAUGGCAACUGACGACGCAGAAGGGGACGCAGUACUGCAACGCCAUCGAGAACAUCAAGAAGGGCGUACUGGAUCCGAAGCAGGAGCAGGAUGGCAAUCCUUAUCCCGCAAAUUUGGAGCUUUACUGCAAGAAUUUGGCCAUUUUGGUUACCAUUCUGGAGGAUGUGGUUGCGAGUCUGAAUACGUUGAUUGAACAGCUGAAGGUGUUGCAGGUGGUGAUGAGGGAUGAGAUUGUUGGAAGAAGUUGGAGUUUGGGGAAAACGAUGGAGGCGCUGAUGAACAUUUCCGAACAUUGGCAAUCGGAGCUGAACGUGAGGAAGUCGAUUUCAGAAAAUAUUGGACAUUCAGUGGACAUUCCGCAGCUCGCGCUACAUGUUGCAACAUGGGAACAACUAUCCAAUCAGCAUGAGAACGUGAAUAUGUUGGUUAAGAUGCUGAGUGUGGAGUUUAGUAUAACCACAGACAAAGAAUAACGCUGAGGUUAACAUACAUUGCUGAUAACUCUGUGAUAUUACAAUAAAUAAUUGGAAAACGGG